Molecule: messenger RNA, 1362 nt
Organism: Rhincodon typus (whale shark)
Lineage: Eukaryota; Metazoa; Chordata; Chondrichthyes; Orectolobiformes; Rhincodontidae
Exons: 2
Coding region: 1-759 (252 amino acids)
Molecular function (GO): arylsulfatase activity
Source: RefSeq, a predicted model, not a curated record
AUGCGGCCGCGGGCACUUCCCCGCGACCCCGCCGCCGGCCUCGGGAGCGCGCCUCCGUCCUCUCUCCCACCUGUGGAGGCCGGUGGCCGCGCAUCGUGCCUCCUCCCGCACCCAAAAUUUCCCGCAGCCUUUCCACCCCAUCCCCCCGAGAGCGCGCACCCGGCGCGCGUGCACGAAGGCGGUCGCCGCCGGGUUCAGCAGGUUUAUACCGGUCCAAAGCGAACUGAAAAACCGGAUCGCGUUGUGGUUCCAUCAUCAGAGGGAGUUGUUGAAGAGGUAACUUCCACAGGAGGAGCAUUCUUGCCAUUUUCAAAAUGCUUUGUCUCUUUCUUUCCCCUCUCCAUCUCCCAAGGAAAGACAACAGUGAAUGGAGAAGAAGUUUGGACAAUACUAGAAAGCACAUUAAUCCCGAUUUAUAAGAACAUGGGACUUUUCCGUAUGAAGGCGUCCUUCACAAUUGUAUUCAUCAGUGGAUUUCUUUAUUUCAACAUUGACUUCAAUACAGCUCAUGCUGGUGCAUAUUCAGGAAAGCCAAACUUCAUCAUAAUACUGGCUGAUGACAUUGGAUGGGGUGAUCUUGGUGCAAACUGGCCAUUGACUAAGGAGACUCCAAAUUUGGAUAAGAUGGCUAAAGAGGGCAUGAGGUAUAAGAGUGUUAAUACCAUUCACAAAGAAAUCUCUAAACAUUUAGCCUCCAUUUUUCUACAUUCCUUUUUAAUUUUUAAACUGAUUUUCAACUCUACCUUUUUAAAUCUCUAAUUUCUAUCUUAAUUUAGUAAGGAGAGCUUUUCACUCAGUUGUUCUUCCACAACUCAAAAGUUUGAGUCUAUAAGUGUGAGGCUGGGAAAACACAGCAGGUCAGACAGCAUCCGAGGAGCAGGUAAGUCAGUAUUUCAGUCCGAAACCCUUCAUCAGUCCUUACCAGUUGACUUACCUGCUUCUUGGAUGCUGUCUGACCUGCUGUGCUUUUCCAGCCUCACACCUACAGACUCUGGCUUCCAGCAUCUGCAGUCCUUAUUGUCUCCAAGUCACUCAAGUGUUUGAUAUGUUUUAUAUUUCUGUUAGUAUAAUCGCAGCAAUAGUGUAAGAAAGUCCUGUUUGCGGAUAUUUGGUAUAGAUAAUGUCCUAGCUGGAGUGGUCUGAGUAUUGGAGAAUCGUGGAUCCCUUAAGUCUAUUUUAUGUUGGAAAUUAAUGCUGGUUUAGGUCUGUUAAUGUGAAUUUCAGUGCAUGGUUUUGUGCAUGUUGUUGAAGUGUUCAUGUUAAUAAACUCCCAUUGACAGCUCCAAGUAUUCUCUGAGACCAUGCUUAGGUAGAAUGUAAAUAUCUCUUAAUCUGCUUUAUAAACUUAACUCCAAAAAAGAA